GCCGAAAAAAAGGCUGAGAAACAAUGCGACAAGGCCUCGAUCAUUGAUGGACAAGGGAACGUGGCGGCUUCUACAACGAUUGCUUAUGUGGCUUCCUCGCCGGGUCAGGCAUUCGCGCAAAGCCAGUCGGCAGUUCGACGCCUUUCUUUAGCUCUGCCCCUGCCCUCCUUCUCAGCUACUCCAUAA
Molecule: messenger RNA, 186 nt
Organism: Pyricularia oryzae 70-15
Lineage: Eukaryota; Fungi; Ascomycota; Sordariomycetes; Magnaporthales; Pyriculariaceae
Exons: 2
Source: RefSeq, a predicted model, not a curated record